Messenger RNA from Pyrus x bretschneideri (Chinese white pear), 682 nucleotides. RefSeq names its product 30S ribosomal protein S16-2, chloroplastic/mitochondrial. The record is from RefSeq and is a predicted model, not a curated record. Gene Ontology annotation, molecular function: structural constituent of ribosome. NCBI's taxonomy places the organism in Eukaryota, Viridiplantae, Streptophyta, Magnoliopsida, Rosales, Rosaceae. The transcript is spliced from 4 exons. The coding region runs from base 30 to 500 and encodes 156 amino acids. Gene Ontology annotation, cellular component: ribosome; small ribosomal subunit. Gene Ontology annotation, biological process: mitochondrial translation.
CCAGGCGAUCGUUUGGUGGAGCUGAGAAAAUGGUGGUGAGGAUCCGAUUGGCGAGGUUCGGAUGCAAAAAUAGGCCGUUUUAUCGGGUCAUGGCGGCCGAUAGCCGAUCUCCGAGAGACGGCAAGCACCUCGAAGUCUUGGGCUACUACAAUCCCUUGCCAGGCCAAGAUGGUGGAAAACGAAUGGGCCUGAACUUUGAAAGAGUGAAGUAUUGGCUAUCUGUUGGAGCUCAGCCUUCGGAUCCUGUGCAGCGUAUUCUUUUCAGAGCUGGGCUGUUGCCCCCACCACCAAUGGUGGCAAUGGGACGUAAGGGAGGGCCACGUGACACGCGACCUGUUGAUCCUAUGAGUGGACGGUUUGUGACUCCUGAGAAGCCAGCAGCUAGUGGUGAUCGAGGGAAAGAUGCGGAAAGCACUGAAAACGAUGGGCAAGAGGGGUUACAGGAAACGAUCUUUCAUAUCGGAUUGCAGGAUAAGCAGCUUGGUAUCGGUCAAUUCUGAAUAGCUUGGGAAGAGAUACAGUCAUAUCUAAAUAGCUACUAUAUUAGGCGUUAAAGAACACUACUGUAUUGAAUGUUUGAUUUUGUUUAGUUUAUGGAAUGAACUUCAGCUUGUACCUGGCAUCACUUCAUCAUCAUUGUCGUUUUCAAUUUUCUAUAUGAAAUUGCAGAGAUAAUUGGGCU